UCUAGAACACCAAUUAAUGAAAGGCCGCCCUCUGUUGUCAAUUUAAAUUGCGCAAGCGGGAAUUACAUUACUCAUCGUGUGCAAUUUUGACAGGUCUUCUAAAACAAAAGUAUCCGUUGUUUAUCACAUUCAUCAUGGCCGAUGUCAAGACGGAAGAAGCACCUCACAGUCCUGAAAUCCACUUUGAGCCGAUUGUCAGACUAGAGAGCGUCGAGACAAAAACAUUGGAAGAAGAUGAAGAGGAAAUUUUUAAAAUGAGGAGUAAGCUGUUCCGAUACGACACCAGCAGUGACCCACCAGAGUGGAAGGAACGGGGUGUAGGCGAUGUGAAAAUCCUCAAACACAAAGGAGCUCAGCCCAGGGCAAGGAUUCUGAUGCGGAGAGACAAGACGCUCAAGAUAUGUGCUAAUCAUUUUAUUACACCCUUCAUGAAGUUACAACCCAACUGUGGCAGUGAGCGUGCCUGGGUGUGGUCAACUCCAGCAGACUUCGCUGAUGAAGAGGCUAAAGGGGAAACAUUAGCAAUACGCUUUGCAAAUGUUGAGAAUGCGCAAAAGUUCAAGGACAAGUUUGAGGAAUGCCAACGAAUGAUUUCAGAGCAAGAGAAAAAAGACAACGAGAAGCCAGAGUCCACCGAUAAACCAGCUGAAGAAAACGGGGAGAAACCAGCUGAAGAGAACGAGGAGAAACCACCAGCGGAAACGUCCGAGGAGAAAUCGGCCGAUGAAAUCGCUGAGAAGCUGGGCGAGAUGACGGUGAAGGAGGGGGAACCGGCCGAGGGCGGGGACAGGGAGACAACAAAGGAGGCGGAAGACAACAAAAAGACGGAAGACAAAACAGAGGUGCAGCAGGAUGCAAAGGACAGUAAAGUGAAAUCUGAGAAUGAACAAUCGGAUGCCAAGAAGGAUUGAUGCUGAUCUCCUGCCACCCUGUUUUUGUGAUGUUCUGUUGAGGGAGUCGUCGGGGUGGGGAUGGGGGGUUGGUAAAGAGUGACUCCUAACCUUACUCUUUUCAUCUUUUCCUGAUGAGUUCUCCUAAGAUUCCUUAAUGUUAGGCUCAUUUGAAGCAAAUGAACAAGUUGCACAUGACAGUUUAUUAAACAUCAACAAGUAGAACAGCCGUCCUGAAAACUGCCGUCGAUUUUGGGUUGGAUCUUCCACGAAAUUACCAGCCGUGAUGAAAUUACCAGCUGUGAGAAUGAGAAUUAGUACGAAUCUAACCAGUCUUCAUAUAACCCAAGUCAGUGGUGUGAGUCCGAUUAUCACAAAAUGAGAUGUAUUUCUGGAUUUUACAGGACAAAAGCUUUCCAAUGGUAUGAUAAUAUAACAUACAUGUAACUCUUGACGGGCGUUUGGAGGACAGUAAAAUGAAGUCAAUCUGGAGUCUUUUGGUCUUUGUUUUUUUCCGAAAAUGGAGCUAAGCAACAAAUAAAUUUCAUAAGAAGUAAGGUCGGUAGAUUUCUAACAAAACUAAUGAAAAAGAGGAAUGGUACAGAUGGUCUUAUAGAAAAGGUUUCAACAAGAAAAACAAAUAAACUUCACUUUUCAAUGUCGGCUAGGUCCGAAUAUAAUGCGAAUGGAAAGUUUGUGACUUAAAGCUCAUUACAUGAAGACAGGUCUCAUGUUGUAGCCAUUGGGUCAUGUACGAUGUGGAAAAGUUGCAGGGACUAAUGUCAAAACUUUGUAAGGUGCGUAAUUGUUGAUAUAUGUAGAUUUAUCAAAAACAACUACAUGUACAUUGUAAAAUUCACUCACUGGCUGAGCAGGUCAAACCACGUGAAUGUUUAAAACAGCACAUUCAAAGUAAUGUUAACAUGUUUGAGGUCAUGAAUGUCAUUUCUACAUUUAGUUUGUUCGUACAUCACAAUUGUGACCUCGCAUUCUAAUAUAUAACUGUGCAUGUAUGUAUACAUGAAUGUUUCAGUUAAUGGGAGCUGGGUUUUGAUUUGCUAAUAGUAAUGAUUCAGGCCAAUCACAGUUUGUGAAUGAAGAAGUGUAGGAUUGCACAUGGCAUUUGCAGAUAUAUUCCAUAAACACCCCUCGUUACAAAUAUUGUUGAAAUGACUCUUGCGAAUCAGCAUUUGUGGCGUUUGACUGUAUCAAAAGUUGGCUGGAAUAUUUUGCCUUUUUACAAA
This is a messenger RNA of Patiria miniata (bat star), 2134 nucleotides long. It is a transcript of the gene ranbp1, whose product is annotated as ran-specific GTPase-activating protein-like. The transcript is spliced from 6 exons. Lineage: Eukaryota; Metazoa; Echinodermata; Asteroidea; Valvatida; Asterinidae. Bases 135 to 911 code for a protein of 258 amino acids. Gene Ontology annotation, biological process: nucleocytoplasmic transport. Gene Ontology annotation, molecular function: GTPase activator activity. The record is from RefSeq and is a predicted model, not a curated record. Gene Ontology annotation, cellular component: nuclear pore; cytoplasm.